Galendromus occidentalis (western predatory mite) is the source of this 2021-nucleotide messenger RNA. RefSeq names its product serine/arginine-rich splicing factor 1. The record is from RefSeq and is a predicted model, not a curated record. Gene Ontology annotation, cellular component: cytoplasm; nucleus. Gene Ontology annotation, molecular function: mRNA binding. Lineage: Eukaryota; Metazoa; Arthropoda; Arachnida; Mesostigmata; Phytoseiidae. The transcript is spliced from 4 exons. Bases 153 to 632 code for a protein of 159 amino acids.
AACUUCAGGAUACAAUAGGUUGCCAUUCCUGUGCGUUCGUUGUCGUUCGUUGGGACAGCAAGCCUAUACCAUAGCGUUUCUGCGGUCCUCGUCGGACGCUUGAUUGAUUGUAAGCGGUCGCAACUUCAUCGAGUUUGAUUAUUCAACUUCCAAUGGAUUCCUACGGUGAUAACAUGCGUGAGGCAGGUGGACCCCGCUACGGUGGCGGAGGUGGUGGCGGUGGCGGUGGAGGUUAUCAAUCUCGCGACCAGCAGAACCAGAAUCGUAUCUUCGUGGGUGGAAUCAACGAGAGCAUCCAGAAGGAAGAUCUGGAGAGCGUUUUCUCAAAAUACGGACGCCUCACCAAUGUCUGGGUAGCCCAGAAUCCUCCGGGUUUUGCGUUCGUUGAUUUUGACGACAAUCAAAACGCAUCGGACGCCGUAGCCCAAAUGGACGGUCAGGAGCUCAACGGCAUGACUCUGAAAGUCGCACCGUAUCGUGGACGUCGCAACAACCGCGGCCGUGGAGGUUUCCGUGGCGGUGGCGGCGGCGGCGACGGUGGACAUCAAGGUGGCGGCUACGGCGGAGGAUACGGAGGCCAGCAGGGAGGUUACGCACCUCACGGUGGCUACGGGGGAGACAGUGGCUACUGAGCUAUCGGAGCCAGGGUUGGUGGUUUUCGAUAGCAGCGACUGAGACACUGAGUUGUUCCAGAGAGCGACUGAGUUGUUGCAGUUCGCGCCUCACCCCACAGCGAUUAAAAGAAGAAGAAGAAGAACAGAUGAUUAAGCAGAAGAACGCAAAUCGAACAUUGAAAAUUCUCCGAUUCCAAAUUCUAGUGUCGCCUCAGCCUAUGGCGGCUCCGCACCGCUCCCCUCGCUUCAUACGAUGAGGGUGACGUGCACAAUUUUCACGUAUUUUUCUUGCUUGGAGGGUACAUCCCCGCUUUGUCAGUGCUGGCCUCGUCGCGUGCUCGACGAUUCGGCGAACUUCAUGUACGACUAUUAUUACAACUACUACCACAUAUAAAACUGCUUCUGCCGCUACUACAAGGGGAGAAGUCCCCGUCGACAAUCCGGACGACGACGCGAUAUCGAUUAUCGUGGAAACAUUCACCAAGACGGAUUCAUUGAACGUCAGCCCAAACUUCGACAACUCAACACAAGAAGAUUCGUUAUUGAAUUCAUCAGCAGGACUUGGCCGACCUAGCAAAGAAGGGUUGUGCGGUGUGCUAUCUCCACGCCGUGUGCUCUCCGGUGGAAUUUAUCACUGACCAAUGACAAGUUGACAUUUCCGAGACGAACUGGGCCCAAAAUAAGCGAACCGCGGAGUAGAUCCAAUCCUUCGCUGCAUCCUAACGAAUCAAACGAUCCAGACACCAAAAUCAGCGAGACUGAAGUGAUAUACGAAAACGAUCGACUCACUCGUUCAGAGACCGAAUCGACUCCAAUGUGACUCUUUCACCGACGUAGAAUACUGAGUCGGUCCUUUGCUGGUCUCUCUCCGUCAGUAUUAUUCAGUCAUCUCUAGGACCUGAGAGCAUCCGAACGAAGCUGACGAAUCAUUUCUUCCCGAUCUCAAAAACUUUUUCUCCACCCGUCAUGGAAUAGAUCGACGAAGCCUCGGCCGUCUCGAACCAUACGGAACUUCCAACAAGAGCUUGCAGUAAUCGCAAGCCUUCCAAAAGUACCAACUCCCGAUUUGCCAUGGAAUGCCCAACAACACACUCUUCGAGAAUCCAGGGCUUGGCGUUGUCACUGUGAAUUUCACGAUUUUGCUCAUGUGUGCUUUGAGUUGAAUUCUCCUUCAAACUACCUAACUAUCCAGAAGAAUAUUUCAAGGAAGCAUUAAGAAUCAGGAUAGAGUCCUAGUGAGGGGUCAUCCGCCAAAUCAGAUGUGGCUUGUUCACUAGACAGCUCUCCCUCUUAAGUACACCGAAGUCUGAGGAAUCAUUUGCUGCUAUAAUACACACCAGUACGAAAAUCAUCCAGCUUGAGACAGAUAAAUGAACAGAUUAAACGAAAACGCGUCGUCAAACCGAA